Molecule: messenger RNA, 1058 nt
Organism: Micropterus dolomieu (smallmouth bass)
Lineage: Eukaryota; Metazoa; Chordata; Actinopteri; Centrarchiformes; Centrarchidae
Product: B-cell receptor CD22-like
Exons: 6
Coding region: 61-879 (272 amino acids)
Source: RefSeq, a predicted model, not a curated record
CACAACAGCUGUCGUCUACCUGAUCAUCCUUCCUACGUCUGGUUCAAGAAUGGACAGAAAAUGGAAAGGGUGGAGACAUCUUCUUAUAAAGAUCAGUUUUAUCCUGGAGACAUCAUCUCCUGUGCUGUAAAAGGACAUGAGGAUUUCCGCUCUCCUUCAGUGUAUGCUCCAAAGCUUCCCUCUGUGUCAGUGAGUCCCUCUGCUGAGAUAGUGGAGGGCAGUUCAGUGACUCUGACCUGCAGCAGUGAUGCUAACCCAGCAGCUAAAUACACCUGGUACAAGACAAAUGUAAACCUCAAACCUCUCAGUAAAGAACCACAGCUUGUCUUCAGCUCCAUCCAGUCCUCUGACUCUGGAGAGUAUUACUGUGCAGCUGAGAACCAGCUGGGGAGGAAGACAACUAAAUACAUCAUUAAUGUGAAAUAUGCUCCAAAGCUUCCCUCUGUGUCAGUGAGUCCCUCUGCUGAGAUAGUGGAGAACAGUACAGUGACUCUGACCUGCAGCAGUGAUGCUAACCCAGCAGCUAAUUAUACCUGGUACAAGGAGAAUGAAGACUCACCAAAAGCAUCAGGACAGAACUUCACCAUCACUGACUUCAGAGCUGAACACAGUGGGAAUUAUUACUGUGAAGCCCAGAACGAAAGAGGAUAUUAUAAGUCCACCUUACAUCUGAUUGUUUUAGCAGAUAAAACAACAAUGAUAAUAAAUAUCAUCAGGUUGAAUCUGGUGGUUGUGAUGCUGAUCCCUCUGCUUCUGUUUUGUCUGUGGAUGAGGAAGAAGAGCUCCACUGCUGAACCAAAUGAACAGAUAGAGACUAUAGAGCUGGAGUCUUGUCCUGAUUGUACCAACGCCUCAGCCUUGAACCAAAACUGUGUAUAACUUUCUUUUGAUGCUGUCAAAACAGAGGGGACUCACCUAGAUGGAAACAGAGAGAAGUACAACAUUGAAGUAGUCCAGUGGACGAGGGCUGCGGAGGAUGAGGGGGAAGUGGAUAGAUUUGGCUUUGCCUCCAAAUGUUUUGACUUCUAUUUUUCAUUAUCAGCAGCAGGCUGAUUGAA